AUGCUACAAGAGAAAUACACGCCAGAAACACUGCAAGACAUGAAAAGAGUCCCAGCUGCACAAAUCUUGCACAGUCUUCCAUUUAGCUCUAUUUCAAAUAUUAUUUUCGUAGGACCAGAAGGGGCUGGUAAAAGAACACUUUUCUCUGCAUUUCUUAAACACACAUUUAAGAAUACGCCAUCCUUCUUUUCGUAUACUUCAGCAUACGAGGUAUCCCCGUCAAAAACAAUUGAUGUAGAAGUCUUAGAGAGCAAGGAAGUCCUAGAGAUAAAGUUAGAAGGCAUGGGAACAUACGAUAAAAAGAUCCUUCAGAAAAUUGCAACUGACAUAUCGGCAACUAAAUCUAUAAAAAACCUAAUGAAGUCGUAUGAACACGCACAGAAUCAAAAUGAAGAUGGAAAUACCCAUUCAGGCACAAAGGUUUCUCAUCCAAAAAUACUUUUUAUACCCGAUGGACAUUUACUGUCAACUGGGGCACAGAUGGCACUGCGCCGGGUUUUAGAAAAGGGUGCGUGCAAUUUUCAGCUGGUUCUACUGACGAAUACUCUCUCACACUUAAUCCCAGCAUUUAAAAGCAGGUUUCUUAUAUGCCGUGUCCCUGCACCGAGUGACCAGGAUAUUUCCGGUGUAAUUAGUCACAUAUCCACAGAAGAGAAUAUUUCCAUACCAGAGAAGACUAAACAAGAAAUUAUUAAUAGGUCCAACAGGAAUAUGCGCAAGGCCUUUUCUCUGCUGGAAUUAGCCGUGCAUAAACAACCACUUGCUGUAGCACCCUGGGAUGUGAUUAUAAUAGAAAUCAUCAGAAGCGUAGAGAGUACGCCGUCUGUUAAAGCACUGGUUGAGACCAGAGAGAAGAUUUAUAAGUUACUGAAUAAUCAAGUACCAUCAACAUACAUUUUUGAGACAAUUUUAGAGGGGCUCCUGCAGAGAGAGAAAAGGGUUGAAGUGGCUAAGUCUAUCACUGAAAUUGCCUCUAAGUACACUGCCAGGCUAUGUGCAGGCACAAAGGACAUGUUUCAUAUUGAAGCAUUUAUAGCCAAUGCAAUGAGUUUAUACGCAGAUUUAGAGUAGGCACAGAAUGCAUUAGACUAAUAAUUAUAAUAAAUACUGGAUAGUUCUGUAAUUAAGAUAUAACCCGAU
Messenger RNA from Nematocida parisii ERTm1, 1140 nucleotides. RefSeq lists its product as uncharacterized. Bases 1 to 1071 code for a protein of 356 amino acids. Gene Ontology annotation, biological process: DNA-templated DNA replication; DNA repair. The record is from RefSeq and is a predicted model, not a curated record. The transcript has a single exon. Gene Ontology annotation, cellular component: nucleus; DNA replication factor C complex. Gene Ontology annotation, molecular function: DNA binding; DNA clamp loader activity. Lineage: Eukaryota; Fungi; Microsporidia.